This is a messenger RNA of Pollicipes pollicipes, 2472 nucleotides long. RefSeq lists its product as uncharacterized. The coding region runs from base 190 to 1488 and encodes 432 amino acids. The record is from RefSeq and is a predicted model, not a curated record. The transcript has 7 exons. Lineage: Eukaryota; Metazoa; Arthropoda; Thecostraca; Pollicipedomorpha; Pollicipedidae.
UACGCGCUCCUCCCGCCGACCCGGGCAAAGUCCGCGGAGUCCGUCGAUCGUGGAUCGGAGGUCGAGUGGCCGGGCGCGGCGCAGAUUGGACAGUCGGCCGCCGUCUUCGCCGUGUGCUCCCCAGCGUGCGGCACUCUCCGGCGCUUCUCUGUGCUCCUCGGUGCUCGCCUGUGAUCCGCCGUCAGCGUCAUGCGGCUCCGAGCGGGAGCCGUGCUGGCUGCCUGCCUGCUGGCGCAGGUCGGCGCCCUGCCGUUCGUUUCCGACUGGCUCGGCGACCUUGAGCUGUCGAUGCCGACCGGAAACUCCGACUCGGCGUGGUCGCGGCGUGACGCCGAGCUCAAGGUGGAGGACCAUUUGCGACAGACCCUGAAGCGACUCAGCACCGACGCCAAGCAGCGGCUGACAGGUGGUGUUAUGGAGGACCCUCUUCCCAUACCGGCCUCGCUGAAGCAGGAGGCUGCAGGCGCCACGUUCAAACUGCACAACAUCGUCCUCACUGGCCUCAGAGACUACGACGUGCCGCUGGUCCAAGUUGACCUCAGUACGCAUGAGUACACGUACGAGCUGAAAUUCCCGACGCUGGCCAUGCUCGGCCAGUACGUGCUGGACUACUACUGGACGGCAUCCGAGGGCGACUUCACCAUCACCAUGUCGGACGUCAAGGCACGCGGCCGUGGCUUGCUGGACGUCUGCGGCAACGGCACUGUCAGGCUGACCGCCGGCCACAGCCACACGGAGGUGACGUUCUCCCGUAUCCACGCCGACCUCGGCAACCCCGGCCUGAUCGACGGCGUGGUGCAGGCGGCCGCCGGCGCGCUCGGGCCGUAUCUGUUCGACGUGCUCAAGCCGAGCUCGCUGCACCGCUUCAGCGACUACUUGGCCGAGCACGGCGCCGUCCAAGUCAGAGAGCUGGACGAGGAACGUAUGCUGACCGGCUCGCUGGCGAUGGUCGACUCGGCCGUGCUGGAGGCGCGCAAGAAGGUGCGCGAGGCUGGCUACGACCCGCUCGUGCUGCCUGACAUCAGUCAGGCCAGCUCCGGCGUCGAGGUGCUGCUCAGCCACGGCGUGCUGACCGGCCUGAGCAGCCUGCAGCGCUCCGGCGACGUGGCGCUGGGCGUGCUCGACCAGACGGCCAAGGCGACGCUGGCGCUCGGCACUGAGCGCGUCACCGGCAAGUACCGCUGGACCGUCCGCGGCUUCAACGUGCUCGAGCGCAGCGGCUUCGUCAAGUUCAGCGUCGACAGCCUGAAGCUGCGCGCCCGGCUGGCGCAGGCCAUCUCGCUGCAGGAGCGGCCCCGCAUCGACGACCUGGACGUGGACCUGGGCCGGCUGACCUUCCGCGCCGAGGGGCUCGGCAGCCUCGACUACGCGCUCAACGUCGGCUCGCAGAGCUUCCCCGGCAUGAUCAAGCGUAUCUUGGUGAGCGCCGUCGAGACGCCGCUCAUCUGGAUCAUCGAGAACCAGUUCAGCGAGCUGGGCCUCAGCUAGGGCCGGCACGGGUCGGGCGGGGCCGCAUGGUUGCCCCAGAGAUCGGCCAAUGUGGGCGUGAUGAGCUGAGGCAGCCCGGGAAGCAGCAAGGACGCUCGUGCUUAUUCGCGAUGGCCUGGAAGAGGACUCGCAUGCGCUUCGUCGCAUGCUCGUGGGGCCCCAGUGGCCGCCAGCGCUUCCGUAGGGCCAGGUGCCCGAGGAUGUGACAGUGUAUCGACUGGGGCGGUGAUGUGACAUCGAGGCUGGCCGUCUUUGCGCCUGUGAUCAAACUUGCGGAAUCUGACUUCAGCCUGCGAGGAAGCUCAGCGCGGUGUGAUCGCCGUUCGGGUUGAAGGCAUUGCACGGGUUCCUGUGCUCACAUGUGAUUUCAAACGUACUCACAUCCAGUUUUGGAUUAAUUAUCAGGGUAUGUUAAGUUGCUUGACAAAUGCGCCCCGUGUAUCAUUUAAAACCCAUGUGAUCACCGAAUCUUCAGAGGAGCUCGUGGCCUCCAGCCAGCAAUCCUGUUGAGGCCCGUACUCAGUGUCAACGCCCACCAGGGGCGUAGUGUGAAGCAGCCUAUCCACAAAAUGUACGAAGGGCUUCUUCACUUCUCAAGUUGGGGUCCAGACUCGAGAGCUAGACCCCCCCCCCCCCCCCCCCACACACACUGCGAUGGGGACAACCCCCAAUGCCCAAGACGUUUCCUUGUGAUUCAUGUAACACUCAGCUCGAAUGACGUAUGACUUCAAAGACAUUCCGUAUAUGUGGUCGUUUCCAAUCACCAUGCCUCUAUCUGCUACACGGGGGUUUACAAUUCGUGCCGGUUCUGGCAGAAUGUAAGGCAAUAAUGUGCACACCAUCUCGACAAAAAGCGGACGAGGCGGUAGCUACCUGUCGCAGUGGGCGAAACACUGGUCAUAUUGCUCAGUGCGCCGCUGGGCAACAAACGGCGUGUGCUGCCCAAUACGCGUGAUUCGAAUCGGAAAUACAUGGUCUCAAAUC